Molecule: messenger RNA, 1896 nt
Organism: Closterium sp. Naga37s-1
Lineage: Eukaryota; Viridiplantae; Streptophyta; Zygnematophyceae; Desmidiales; Closteriaceae
Source: the annotation of a GenBank genome assembly
AUGGUGUUAGUUGCUUCUUCUAGGAUAAGCUUGCGAAGCAUUCAGUCCAGCUGUUGCGUUAGCAGGCAUGCUGCAUGGACAGCACCACUUCAGGCUCAGCCUCGAGCUGUCAGAACAAUGUUGAGGAGGAGCACUGGCGCGAGGGCAUCUUUUUGCGACGGCAGCGAAACGGUAGCACGGGAGGGAGACAUGGUGAAUGUGAAAUUCGUGUGCAAGACACUGGAUGGUGAGGUGCUUCAUGCAUCUGGUGAUGAUGACGUUUUGACCUUUGAAGUCGGUGCUGGGAACUUCGUUGGCAAUCCUCUCUUCAAGGGUUUUGACGAGGCAGUGAAAGGAUUGGCUGUUGGCCAAAGCCGCACUGUACAGUCAGCACCAAUGGCGAAGACAGAUGAAAUGAUCUUCCGAGUACCCAAGGACCAUGAGGAGAUUCAGAGACUCACGAAAGAGCAAGGAGGAGAGCUCAAAGCGGGAGCUGUCGUUAUGCUUGCGAACGGCGGCCCUGCUGAGAUUCUAGAGAGCCAGUCGGUGCAUAGUUCCACCGAGAUGGCAGUAGACCCCCGCACAGAGGCCCCUCCAGCAUCCACUCUGCAUGCUUCACCUCCUUCCAGGAAUCCCACAACUAAGGAAGAUGGAGGGGAGCGCCGCGGGUCCGAGAAUGCCGGACCGAAGAUUCUGUCGCUAGAGGAGCUGCAGCUAAAAGCCAAGCAGCAGUGGAGCCGCCACUUCCCUUGGCUCAUCAUCGGUGACACCGCCGAAGGUCGACCUUGCAUGAGGUGCAAGAUCUGCAUGGUGUACGCAGAUCCUGAGUCACAGUACGACGCUCGGGGCGAGGGAGGCAUCGACAUACAGAAGCAGACGAUGAGGAAGCAUCAGUGGAGCAUCCGGCACCGGGAGGCGAAGGACCGAUUGGAGCAGCGUGAAGCCCCGCAGAAGAGGCGGGCAUCUAUCUCCAACUUUGGAGAUAAGAGUAUGGUUUCAAGCAGUUGGUCGAAACGCUGGGAGGCUCUGGCUGCUAAGGAUGCGGCUGAAGAAUUUCCCGAGUUCAAUGUCGUCGACAAAGUCGUCCGGUCUUUCGCUGACAUUCUCGGCCGCAGCAUAGUGCAGCAUGCGCGAUUCAAGAAGCUGCAGGAGGUCAUCACAGAGACCAACCUGGAGAUGCAAGGCAUUAAGGACGUCCGCUGGCUGUCGCGCGGAGACGCCAUCCAGCGCUUUGCAGACGUCCUGCCUGCUGCCGUUGUCCUGCUGCAUGAGUACGACAAGACAACGUACACUCUUGUUACCAGUCUCAAGUUUCAGUUUUUCCUCUUCUUUCUGGUUGACGUGCUUCAGGAGCUGAACAGCCUGAAUCUCAAGUUCCAGCGACGACAGCUUGAUGCGACGCAGGUUCGGCCGAUGGUGCAGCACACCACGUUGAUCUUGACAAGUCGCUAUGUGGAGUACGGCUCCACCUUCGGCGACAACAGUGGUCGUCUUGCGACGUUCCUGAAGAACCACGGGAGCACUGAGCAAUGCGAAGUGAAGGUCGAAAGCAUCGACACCGCAGGAGAACCCGUGACUCACACCUACUUGCUGCACGAGGACCUGAUCGGGAAGGAGAAGUUUGGGGGCGACCUGGCGUCGUGCGUGGAGGCAGCAUCUAAGUUCGCUGGGAGGACUGUGUUCUUCAUUGAGGAUCGCAUGAAGAGUCUCAAGUCGUUGGACGGGGCCCGUCUGUUUCGGCAGGGACGGUACCCUCGUUCGCGCGCUAAAAGAGCGCGUCGUUUUCCCGAAUGGCUCGAGUCGCUGCGCAACCUGUUCAAGAAGAAGCCCAACCAUCCAGACACCCUCCCCGGUAAGCGGUUUGUUUCAAACCUGCGUUUUUACUUGUUGCGUUAUUGCUGCCGUGCCAAGAAUUGA